Molecule: messenger RNA, 8035 nt
Organism: Xyrauchen texanus (razorback sucker)
Lineage: Eukaryota; Metazoa; Chordata; Actinopteri; Cypriniformes; Catostomidae
Product: peroxidasin homolog
Exons: 23
Coding region: 52-4476 (1474 amino acids)
Biological process (GO): response to oxidative stress
Molecular function (GO): protein binding; heme binding; peroxidase activity
Source: RefSeq, a predicted model, not a curated record
CACAGGACUGCUCGAUUCCUGCACACUGUUCUUGCGGCUCACUGGCAGGCCAUGGCGUUGAGGACUGUCCGAAACUUACCUUGCUUUUUAAGUGCACUCGCCGUGUUGCUUCUCAGCAGUGGCCCGUCCCGAGUGUUCUCGUGUCCGAGCCGCUGUUUAUGUUUCCGUACCACUGUCAGAUGUAUGCAUUUAAACUUGGAAACUGUACCCGCUAUUCUUCCACAGACAACAAUCCUAGACCUGAGGUUUAACAAAAUCAAGGAUUUACAACCAGGUUCCUUCAGAAGAUUAAAGAAUCUUAAUACACUCCUUAUAAACAACAACCACAUCAGAAGAAUCCCAAGAGGAGCCUUUGAAGAUUUGGAAAACCUUAAAUAUCUCUAUUUGUACAAGAAUGAAAUCCAGGCAAUAGACCGGGAAGCCUUUAAGGGACUAGUCUCUCUAGAACAGCUAUACCUGCACUUCAACAACAUCGAGUCAUUGGAGCCCGAGUCUUUUUCCCAUCUACCAAAACUUGAGCGAUUAUUUUUGCACAACAACAGAAUAACUCAUCUUGCAUUAGGAACCUUCUCUCAUCUGCAGUCUAUGAAGAGACUGCGCCUGGACUCAAACACACUGAACUGUGAUUGUGAACUUCUUUGGUUAGCUGAUCUGUUGAAGCAUUAUGCAGAGUCUGGUAACGCCCAGGCUGCAGCUACAUGCGACAAUCCGAGCCGCUUGCAGGGACGCUCGGUCGCCACCCUCACUCCAGAAGAACUGAACUGUGAAGUGCCCCGGAUCACAUCUGAGCCACAGGAUGUGGACGUAACCUCUGGGAACACUGUGUACUUCACAUGCAGGGCAGAGGGUAACCCCAAACCACAGAUCAUCUGGCUAAGAAACAACAAUGCUCUGAACAUGAGGGACGACACUCGCCUGAAUCUUCUGGAAGAUGGAACGCUGAUGAUCCAGGACACGCGGGAGACGGAUCAGGGCGUGUAUCAGUGCAUGGCCAAAAAUGUGGCAGGAGAAGUGAAGACCUCGCAGGUCACCUUGCGAUACUACAGAGCACCAUCUCGACCCAGUUUUGUGAUCCAGCCACAGAACACUGAGGUUCUGGUCGGGGAGAGCGUGACCUUGGAAUGCAGUGCCGCGGGUCAGCCACAGCCUCGUGUCACCUGGACUAAAGGUGACCACACAGCCCUUCCAGUUGACCCUCGCAUCAACAUCACUCCCUCUGGAGGUCUCUUCAUUCAGAAUGUCAAUCAGGCAGAUGGAGGACAGUACGCAUGCUUCGCCAGCAACAACGUGGACACAAUCCAUGCCACUGCUUAUAUAAUAGUACAGGCUCGUCCCCAGUUCACAGUGACCCCUCAGGAUCAGUCGGUGUUGGAGGGUCAUACAGUUGACUUUCCCUGCGAGGCAAGUGGCUACCCUCAACCCGUCAUAGCCUGGACACGCGGUGGCAGUCCUCUGCCAAAUGACAGACGACAUGUUGUUCUCUCAAUGGGCAGUUUGCGUAUCAGCCGCGUGGCUCUUCAUGACCAGGGCCAGUACGAAUGCCAGGCAGUCAGUCCUGUUGGCACUGCCAGAGCAGCUGUUCAACUCAACAUCCAGCAAACUGUAACGCCUGUUUUCACAAAUGCUCCAAGGGAUUUGACAGUGGAGUCUGGAUCAGAUGUCCAGAUUCCGUGCAGUGCUCAGGGUGAGCCCACACCUAUCAUCACAUGGAGCAAGGAUGGAGUCCAGAUAACAGAGAGUGGGAAGUUUCAUAUCAAUCCGGAUGGCUAUCUGGAGGUGAAAGAUGUGGGGCUCGCUGAUAGGGGUCGAUAUGAGUGUGUCGCUCGUAACUCCAUUGGCUAUUCCUCAUCUAGCAUGGUGCUAACUGUACAAGUCCCACAGGUGAGCAGGGAGGGGGAUCCUUUUGUCUCAACGUCCCUUGAAGAGGCCAUUCGGAGUAUAAACAGUGCAAUAGACUCCACCAGGAGGCAGCUCUUUGACGGAUCUCCCCGUACCCCUGCCGAGCUUCUGGCUCUGUUCCGUUACCCCCGGGACCCCUACACAGUGGAGCAGGCCAGAGCAGGAGAGAUUUUUGAGCAGACUCUCCUCCUCAUCCAGAGACAUGUCAACCAUGGCCUCAUGGUGGACACUAAUGGAACAGCCUUCCGUUACAAUGACUUGGUGUCGCCACGUUUCCUGGAUAUGAUAGCCAACUUGUCUGGCUGCACAGCCCACCGGCGCUUUAACAACUGCUCAGACAUCUGUUUUCAUCAGAAGUAUCGUACCCAUGAUGGCACCUGUAACAACCUGCAGCACUCAAUGUGGGGUGCCUCCCUUACUGCCUUUGAGCGCUUGCUAAAGCCUGUCUAUGACAAUGGCUUCAAUUUCCCACGUGGUGCGACUGAGAGACAACACAAUGGCUUCACUCUGCCACUUCCACGCCUGGUGUCCACUACCAUGAUAGGAUCAGAGACUAUCACCCCAGAUGAUCGCUAUACGCACAUGCUAAUGCAGUGGGGCCAGUUCCUGGACCACGAUCUGGAUUCAACCGUUGUAGCUCUCAGCCAAUCGCGUUUCUCAGAUGGACAAUUGUGCACCUCGGUGUGCACCAAUGAUCCACCUUGCUUUGCUAUAAUGUUCCCACCCAAUGACCCACGUCAACGACGCAGUGGAGCACGUUGCAUGUUCUUUGUGCGCUCUAGUCCCGUUUGCGGUAGUGGAAUGACCUCUCUGCUUAUGAACUCGGUGUAUCCACGUGAGCAGAUGAACCAGCUCACCUCAUACAUCGAUGCUUCCAAUGUUUAUGGCAACUCACGGCAUGAAGCAGAAGAGAUACGUGACCUGGCCAGCCAUAGGGGUAUGUUACGGCAGGGAAUUGUUCAACGCACUGGCAAACCACUGCUACCAUUUGCCACCGGGCCACCCACAGAGUGCAUGCGGGAUGAGAACGAGAGUCCCAUUCCUUGCUUCCUUGCUGGUGACCAUCGUGCCAACGAGCAGCUUGGGCUGACGGCCAUGCACACGGUUUGGUUCCGUGAGCAUAACCGCAUAGCCAGUGAGUUGCUACGCCUCAACCCCCAUUGGGAUGGUGACACCAUUUACCAUGAAGCACGGAAGAUAGUUGGAGCCCAGAUGCAGCAUAUAACCUACAGCCAUUGGCUGCCUAAAAUACUGGGCGAGGCUGGCAUGAGGUUAAUGGGUGACUAUAAUGGCUAUAAUCCCAAUAUCAAUGCUGGAAUCCUUAACGCCUUUGCAACUGCUGCCUUCCGUUUCGGCCACACACUCAUUAAUCCAAUUCUGUACCGGCUGGAUGAAAACUUCCAGCCAAUCCAGCAAGGGCACAUCUCGCUGCAUAAAGCUUUUUUCUCACCAUUCCGCAUUGUGAAUGAAGGAGGUAUUGAUCCACUGCUUCGUGGACUGUUUGGAGUGGCAGGAAAAAUGCGAGUGUCCACUCAACUGCUCAACACUGAGCUGACAGAGCGUCUUUUCUCCAUGGCACAUGCUGUAGCUCUCGACCUUGCUGCCAUGAACAUUCAAAGGGGUCGUGAUCAUGGUAUACCCCCGUAUAAUGACUACAGAGUGUUCUGCAACCUCUCCUCAGCUCAGACAUUUGCGGACCUGAAGAAUGAGAUUCAGAACCCGAGUGUACGGGAGAAGCUUCAAAGGCUCUAUGGCACACCUCUGAAUAUCGACCUGUUUCCUGCUCUGAUGGCUGAAGAUCUGGUGCCUGGCAGCCGGCUGGGACCCACUCUCAUGUGUUUACUGGCAACCCAGUUCAAACGACUAAAAGAUGGUGACCGGUUCUGGUACGAGAACCCUGGCGUCUUUAGCCCUGCUCAGUUGACCCAGUUGAAGCAGGCCUCUCUCGCUCGGGUACUUUGUGAUAAUAGCGACAAUAUCACGCACAUCCAGUCAGAUGUGUUCAGUGUGGUGGACUUCCCGCAUGGCUAUGGAAGCUGUGACGAUUUGCCUAAGAUUGAUCUGCGAAUGUGGCAGGACUGCUGUGAAGACUGCCGCACUAAAGGUCAGUUCAACGCCCUGUCAUACCACUUCAGAGGUCGUAGGUCAGCAGAGCACAGCGAUGCAGAGGAGAGACCUGCCAGCAACCUCACAGACAAUAGCAGAACUUUGGAAGCUGCUCAAACUGAAUUAAACAUAACUGCAUCAUACAAGUCAAGCACUGAACCCUCAAUAAAGGAUUUCCAAGAUUUUGUUACAGACAUGCAGAAGACCAUCACAAGUCUACGAAAACAGAUUAAAAGACUUGAAGGCCGCCUGAGUCAGACAGACUGCACUGAUGAGGAAGGGCGAGAACGAGGAGAUGGAGAGAUCUGGAAGAAAAACCCCUGCACCAUAUGUCAUUGUAAAGGGGUCCAGGUGACAUGUUUUGUAGAGAAGUGUCCACAGGAAGCAUGUGUGAAUCCCGUGACACCUAAAGGUUCGUGCUGUCCUGUGUGCAUCAACCAGCCAUCAAAACUGCAGGAACAUCAAGUAUAACCUCAGGACACUUAACCAAUGUCACCUUCAGCCCCACCCCCCAUUUAUUAGUUGUCUUUCAGGGUUUUUUAUCAUUUUUUUACAUAUUGGUUAUUUGUUUUGUUUGCAUAUUCCCACAACUUCACAUGGCAAGAAGCCCACAAAACUGCACAUCAAAUGCCUUAAAAGUAUUCAAUCGGAUAGAUGACUAUGGAACCCUGUUUUCCUCCCUUAGGCCUGUUAUAUGGGUCAUAGUCUCAGAUGUCUACCAAAGGUGCUCAUUGACAAGUUGACACCUUGAUCAGCAGAUCAUCUCUGAAGAAGCAUUCUCAGGUUCGAGAUGCUGAAAAAACUGGUGCUAUUUAAUUUUAAAAGAGUCUUACAAGUAUUGUUUUAGGCGUCUAAAUGUUUUGCAAUAUACAGUGCAUCCUUUAUACACUCAUUAUUUGCUUUUUAAAACGACAUUUGAGCAGAAACCUGUUGUUUUGUAGCUACUCUAAAGAAAUGUUACAUGUAAAAGGAUUAGUUACUCCUACUUUUACCAAAUGUUUAUGGUGCAUAGUAUCAUAUUCGGAACAUAUGUAGAAAAAUAGUUCCCGCUUUAUAUCAUUCUCUCAUGUGAAGAAAAAUGUGAAUACCUUGAAAACAAUAUUUGCAAUGGGGAAAAAACUCUACUGAUCACCAAAUGUUUGUUUCCCUUGGCAACUGCAGGUUAUCGGAGACUCUUGUGUUUGGGCUUUUGUUUCUUUACCUUGACAGAAAGCUGUUGUUUAUGCUUGUGGUUUGGUAUCUUUUUUUGCAAGGGAGCGACUAAGGGUUUGUCAGCUGACAUCAGGGUUACUGUACUUUUUCUGUAUUACUCUGGCUGGCCUAAAGCCACAUCUAUCAGCACAGUAUUUAUAUCCUUAUGUUAUCAUUAUCAUGAAUGAAGGUCCAGAUGUUUCCUCUCUUUUCCAAACAGUGUUCUGAAAGGAUGUAAACAAUUGCACCUCUCCGCAGUACAUCACAAGCAUGCACACUUAAUGCGUCCAGUUUUUGUAUUACAUUUAGAUUUGUUCAUUUAGCAGAUGCUUGUAAAGAGAUUUACAAAUGAGAACUGCUUAGGGAUGGGAUUAGGGCACAACAGUGCCCAUACACUUUUUCAGCCGUCUUGGUUCCGGAAGUAUUUCCCCCAUCCAUUUUUUCCAGAGUUGUAAGCCAUGAACAAAACCAACCAGCUCUGAGGUGAAUCACAACAUCACAAACUUUGAUUUGAAGCAAAAAAGUAAUAAAAAAUCAGACAAAAAGAUUAAAGGUACAAGACUGUGUUCUUAGACCAUCUUUAAUAAGGGAAUGAUUUACAGUCUCAAGAAACAUUGCGAAUUAUGUAAUCGAAUUAAAAUAAUGGAAAAAUAAAAAACCAUUGAUUUAAAGUUGUUGAUACUAUGUUUUGAAAAUAUUCAGAUAUAUACAAAUUAGCGAUGCACCGUUAUGAUCUGGUCGAUAGGAUUUUAACAGAAACCUAUAGGCCGAUACCGAUAUUUUGCCACUUACCUUAUUCUGUCAGCAGAUCACUGUUUUACUUAGAAAUUGUGCUUUAAAAUGUACAAAGAUGUGUAUAUAUGUUUUGUGUUUCUGUGUUCAUUAUGUGAAUCAAUAAAGAAUGUUAAUCAGAAAACAUUUACAAAGAGGUACAAAAUCGUUUUAUUGUUCUAACAAUUUCUAACAAUAAUUUCCCUUGAACAUGGAUUUGGAUCUGUUGAACACAUGACAGGCCAAAAUUUUAAAGAGAGCCACAAUGAAAGAUAAAUAGAAGAUAAAAUGAAAAAAUAACUAAAUAUGAUAACAUGACAGUUGAUGUGAAAACCUUUUAUUUUGUACAUUUUUGGCCUUAUGUUUUUGCAUUUUAAAACAACAGAACUCGUAUUUUACAUGUGUGUACUGUAUAUGAUAGAACAUUACCAAUUCAUACUACGCAAAUGUUGGGCAAUUCCACAAAAAUGUCAACCACAUUAUGGAAAAAUUUAAAUGAAAAAACCCCCCUUUUAAAUUCUGUAUUAUAGUGGUAUAAUGGACCAUGGAUAAUGCCAUCCAGACCGCUAGAGGGCGCCGCUUGCUCACACAAUGCUGACUGAUGCGCUGAAUGCAGAAACAAAGCAUUAACGUAAGAAUGAUAAAGAAUAAAAAUGAAAUAUUACGUAUUCUUAGGAGUACCAGCUCUUUUACAUUGAAAUUCAAAGAGUUUUUAAAGAGUGUGUUACUAAUUAAUAAUAAAUCAACCAUCGUUUUUUCAUAUUGCCGUUUUCAUGCUUCUAACCGAUAUGCCGAUUAUUUAAAUUUGGUCAAUAGUUGGCCAGUAAAUAUUGACAGCCGGUGCAUUCCUUAUACAAAUAAAGUAGUUUGAGAGUGUAGGGAGAGACUAGAUUGCAUCAUUCACAGGCGGUUGCUGCGGAGCUCUUUUGGCACACUUUGUUUGCAGUAAUCCUCUGAUUGGUGGAUUUCCCCCCUCAGGAUUCAUGGGUAAUGAAGUUCUUCAGUAGAAAUUCCACUAUUAAACAUGAAUUCUAAAAAUAAAGUUGAAAUACCAUGGACUGAUGGCUCCAACGGAAGCAUAUACCACCGAUUAACAACCUCUGAGCUAACGGUUAGUCUGUCUUUAAAGGUUUAUUAAUUAUAUUUAAAUAUUAAUUUGCCUAUGGAAAACAUUAAAAGCAUUUCUACUUAUGGAACCAGACUGUUGCUCUCAAUUGAGAUGAAGGUGUCUCGAGACUCGACAUAUAAAAACAACCAAAUACGUUCAUCUAGCGCUCUUUACAAAGAAAAACGAAUGGAAAAACAUGGACGGCAGACGCAAAAACAUGUCGGUAAUAACAGACCCUUAUAAUCUUUUUCUUUUUUUUCCCCAAGUUCCCUAAUACUGUCAGACACCUUGUAACAGAGGCCUCGCAUAUCUCGCUCUGGUUCUGUGGACUGGUAAGAAGUCCACGCUGCAGUCUGCUUCGGCAGUUGACGACACUGUGUUUUAUAGUAUGACUCAUGUCUCAUUGAAAUAUAAGCCAUAGGCAAGAGAUGGGGGCUGCAAUGGUAAAAGAUGCCCCUUUUCUCUAGACUACUGCCCCUCUCAAAACAUUCCAUUGUAGCCUGGUUAAAUGUCAUAAUCAUUCUACAUUUAAUCACAAUCCCUGUUUGUUUGGAUGGUUAUGGAAGUGUUAGAUAGUGAUUGAGAAAAAUGCCUCUAUGAAUUGUGAAGUACAGUGAUGUGAGCAGCCAGAUAACAUUAAGUGUUUGACUGUUGUUUUAUUUUUUGUUUUGCCUUGUUCAACCAGCAUCCAAUUUUUGUCUCUUACUUGACACUGGAGUCGUGUCUAUUUCAGUGUUUCAUUUCUCCCAAACGGCCAUUCUUUCCUCCUUAAAGGCCUAAUGCCCUCUUGAAAAUCCUCCCCCAAACCAAACUGUGCCCACCUGCCAUGGAAUGCACUGCCCUGCAAGUCUGAACAUGCUCAAACAAGUGGUCUAAUUGAUUAUCUUUUAUUUUGUAUUGUAUUUUUGCCAAAGACUGUUUGCACUGUUAUGUAUGACUUUCUACAAUAAAAUGGCCACA